Messenger RNA from Fimicolochytrium jonesii, 730 nucleotides. RefSeq names its product ubiquitin-conjugating enzyme/RWD-like protein. The record is from RefSeq and is a predicted model, not a curated record. The transcript has 3 exons. NCBI's taxonomy places the organism in Eukaryota, Fungi, Chytridiomycota, Chytridiomycetes, Spizellomycetales, Powellomycetaceae. Bases 147 to 650 code for a protein of 167 amino acids.
GUCCACCUUAAACCCCCCGCCCUGCCCCCCGCCGCUCUCUUCAGAAACCGUACCAACGGCGUUCAUUCCCCUUGUUUGGGUUGCACCCGUACCCAACAACGCACUCGCAACCGAUUCCACUCUCCCAUCUGUUCAACUACAGAGCCAUGGACCCAAUGUCGCGACGCCUCCUCAGAGAGCUAAAAGAGUACCGCACCGGACAAACAGACUCCCAAGUCGCCGACCUCGCGCCAACAUCUGACGACGACCUGCAGCGGUGGAAGGCCGUCAUUCUCGGGCAGGAGGGGACGCCUUACGAAGGCGGCAAAUUCGAUUUGGAGAUUACCGUACCCCGCACGUAUCCAAUGCAACCCCCCACCAUCCGGUUCCUCGGCAAAGUCUGCCACCCGAACGUACAUUUCAAAACGGGCGAGAUAUGUCUGGAUCUGUUGAAGACGACGUGGAGUCCCGCGUGGACGCUGCAUUCGGCUUGUAUUGCUAUUGGGGCGCUGUUGAUGAGUCCGGAAGCGGAUAGUCCGCUGAACUGUGAUGCGGCGAAUUUAUUGAGAUGUGGGGAUGUGAGGGGGUACAAUUCGCUGGUUAGGAUGUAUACGCAGCUGUAUGGGGUGCCGUCGGGUGCAUCUGGAACCGCCACGCAGAGCGUACAUUAAGGGGAUGGCUACUGGUCAGGAUGUGCAUGCAGGUGCUGCCAGGCAUAUCUGCGUCAGCGGCGCAGAGUGUACAUUAAGGG